UAUCACAUAAAUACAAACAAAACAGUGAAGACGAGUCAGUAUCUCACUGCACGGUAUCUCUGCAACUGCGUUCGUAACUAAAAAUAUGGGCAAAGAUCUUGUUAUUCUUGCAUACUCUGGUGGUUUGGAUACCAGCUGCAUUUUGAAAUGGUUAAUUCAAAAAGGCUACGAUGUUGUAUGCUACAUGGCGGAUAUUGGUCAAGAUGAAGAUUUUGAAAAAGCGAAACAGAAGGCAAAGGCCAUUGGAGCCAAAGAUGUGAUAGUUGAAGACCUUCGUAAAGAGUUCGUGUCGAACUACAUGCUGCCUGCUAUUCAGAUGGGUCUUGUCUACGAGAGCCGGUAUUAUUUGGGAACUUCAUUGGCUCGUCCUUGCAUCUCGGUCGGCAUUGUAAAUGCGGCAAAAAAACUCGGGGCCAAAUACAUCUCCCACGGCGCCACUGGCAAAGGAAACGACCAAGUGCGAUUUGAACUAAGCGUAUAUUCAUUGUGGCCAGCAGGCAAGGUAAUAGCACCAUGGCGACUUCCUGAAUUCUUCGAGAGAUUUCAAGGCAGAAGUGACUUGAUAAAAUACGCUAAAAAGGAAAAUAUACCAGUAUCGGCUACCCCUAAAGCUCCUUGGUCCACGGAUGAGAACAUAAUGCAUAUUAGCUAUGAAUCUGGUGUAUUGGAAGACCCGUCGGCGGCGCCUCCACCUGGAAUAUACAAAAUGACUCGCGAUCUUCAACAGACUGAGGAUUACCCCAGCGUUAUUGAUAUUAAUUUUGAAAAUGGUCUCCCAGUGUCAGUAAGAAUUCCAAGUGGCCACGAAAAGGCUCUUUUAGUCACAGACUCCUUGGCUAUUGUGGAGACACUUAAUAAAUUGGGUGGACAGCACGGUAUUGGGCGGAUUGACAUUGUUGAAAAUCGUUUUCUUGGUCUAAAGUCAAGAGGACUUUACGAGACUCCAGCUGGUACAAUUUUACACAUAGCUCAUGUCGACUUGGAAGCCUAUGCUUUAGACAGAGAAGUGCUCAGGAUUAAAAAAUAUCUGCAGGACAAAAUGGCUGAUUUUGUAUACAAUGGAUUCUGGUUUUCACCUGAGGCAGACUAUACAAAGAAAUGUUUGCUACAAUCCCAGGAUUCUGUGACCGGAUCUGUCACAGUCCAGCUAUUUAAAGGAAAUGUGACUGUAAUAGCAAGAAAAAGUUUGACUAGCCUGUACAAUCAAGAGUUGGUGUCCAUGGAUGUAGCUGGAGGUUUUUCACCAGAAGACAGUACAGGGUUCAUCAACAUCAAUGCAUUAAGAUUAAAAGAAUAUGCCAGAUUUAUCAAACAAACAGAACAAUAAAAUCACAUUACAUAUUUCAUACAUGUAAUCUCAAAAUUGGCCAGUAAAAAUUGUAAAUAACACUUAA
Ostrinia nubilalis (European corn borer) is the source of this 1394-nucleotide messenger RNA. It is a transcript of the gene Ass, whose product is annotated as argininosuccinate synthase. NCBI's taxonomy places the organism in Eukaryota, Metazoa, Arthropoda, Insecta, Lepidoptera, Crambidae. The transcript has 10 exons. Gene Ontology annotation, cellular component: cytoplasm. Gene Ontology annotation, biological process: urea cycle; L-arginine biosynthetic process. Bases 86 to 1327 code for a protein of 413 amino acids. The record is from RefSeq and is a predicted model, not a curated record. Gene Ontology annotation, molecular function: argininosuccinate synthase activity; ATP binding.